CCCCGUAGGGCAACAAGGAUGGGUAGAAUUAACCGUGCAGAUUGCUGCCCUCAAGAAUAUCUAUCCGAAUUGUCAGUUAUUGGGGCUCGCUUUAUUCUCCCGGGUGUGGCGCUUAGGGUCACUCCGUGAGGGGGCUCCGGACUGGCCAGGCCCAUGAAGGAGAGCGUCUCCGGUGAUCACAAGCAAGACUAGGAAGGAAUGUUGACCAGGGAGCACCCCUGCGGCCGAACAGAGAGAGGAGCAGGAACCUGAGCCCGGGCUGAGUCCGAAAAAAAAAAGCCGGAUCCUGACGGGGGGCUUCGGAAGCCUUGGAAGAAGAAGAUGGAGGAGCCAGGGAAAGCUGCCCACAGUGGCCACUCGCUUCCCCCCGUGUACAUCUAUAGUCCAGAAUAUAUCCGCAUGUGCGACUCCCUGGCCAAAGUCCCCAAACGGGCCAGUAUGGUACAUUCUUUGAUUGAAGCAUAUUCACUGCAUAAGCAAAUGAGGAUAGUUAAACCCAAAGUGGCCUCCAUGGAGGAGAUGGCCACCUUCCACACCGACGCCUAUCUGCAGCAUCUCCAGAAGGUCAGCCAGGAAGGAGACGAUGACCAUCCGGACUCCAUAGAAUAUGGACUAGGUUAUGACUGCCCAGCCACUGAAGGAAUCUUUGACUACGCAGCAGCUGUAGGAGGGGCUACAAUCACAGCCGCCCAGUGCCUGAUUGAUGGAAUGUGCAAAGUCGCCAUUAACUGGUCCGGAGGGUGGCACCAUGCAAAGAAAGAUGAAGCAUCUGGUUUUUGUUAUCUCAAUGAUGCUGUCCUGGGAAUAUUGCGACUGAGAAGGAAAUUUGACCGUAUUCUCUAUGUGGAUUUGGAUCUACACCACGGAGAUGGUGUAGAAGAUGCUUUCAGUUUCACCUCCAAAGUUAUGACGGUGUCCCUGCACAAAUUCUCCCCAGGAUUUUUUCCAGGAACAGGUGAUGUGUCUGAUGUUGGCCUAGGAAAAGGACGAUACUACAGUGUAAAUGUGCCGAUUCAGGAUGGCAUACGGGAUGAAAAAUAUUACCACAUAUGUGAAAGUGUGCUCAAGGAGGUAUACGUAGCUUUCAAUCCCAAAGCAGUGGUCUUACAGCUGGGAGCUGAUACAAUAGCCGGGGAUCCUAUGUGCUCCUUUAACAUGACUCCAGUGGGAAUUGGCAAGUGUCUUAAGUACAUCCUUCAGUGGCAAUUGGCAACACUCAUUUUGGGAGGAGGAGGCUAUAACCUUGCCAAUACAGCUCGAUGCUGGACAUACUUGACCGGGGUCAUCCUAGGGAAAACACUAUCCUCUGAGAUCCCAGAUCAUGAGUUUUUCACAGCAUAUGGUCCUGAUUAUGUGCUAGAAAUCACGCCAAGCUGCCGGCCAGACCGCAACGAACCCCACCAAGUCCAGCAAAUCCUUAACUACAUCAAAGGGAAUCUGAAGCAUGUGGUCUAGUUGACAAAAAGAGAUCAGGUUUCGAGCUUCGAGGAGCAGUGCCUGUAAUGAAGACAGCGUGUUUAUGUGAGCAGAGUGUGGAAUUUGUGACUGCAGGGGAAAUUUGGAAGAAAUUACUUCCUGAAAAUUUACAAGGGACACCAAGUGGCCGCUGGCCUCCUGGGGUGAGGAAGGCAGACACCCCAGAGGCCUCAAGUCAGCCUAGGGGAAGAAGGAGAUUUCCAACAUUUUAAAGUGCUUAUUUUUUAAAAACACAUACACAUGUCAUUUUUAACCUUUGAAAGUUAUUAUUUUCCUAAGGAAAACUGAUCAGAUGUCGGAGGGGGAUUUAUGAUUUGUGAUCACCAGCUUAUGAAGUUUGGGGUAUCUGAUGGUAGGUUUGGGGCCCCAGGACAACCCAGGGGAGUCCUGAGGGGAGGGCAACAGAAUGAGAAGUACAGAAAAAGCCACUUGUACUGUUUUUAGAAUUACGGAUCUAUUUUGUUUUAUACUAAAAUCUUUGAAAACAGACAUGUUUGUCCCAUUGUCCUCAUUACAAAGUACCACACCAUUCUUAACAUUUCUCUUCCUAGAAGUUUCCAGAAUAAUCCCGUGGCUUCUGUGUUCUGCUUAGAUUGAGUCUGGAAGGCAAUUCUGAGUGCUGAUACCUUAGUCUGUAGCCUAAGUGCUAGGCGCACAACUUCAAGCUCUGUCUGACAUAGAGAUCUGUCCAGGGCUCAUAGAAACAUAGGCACAGCAACCAAGAGAAGUUCUCCCUGCUGGGGACAAAUUCUGGGAGCAUAGGGCAGAUGGCCUAUCAGAUGGAAGAGGCAGUUGCAUGGAAUUUGAGGGUAACUGUCAAAUGUAACACCAUUAGUUCACCUAAGAAAAUGAGAUCCAUAAGUCAUGUUUCUUGGUUCUUUAUCAAAUAAAAAUUCUUUUUUUAAAAAAAAAGGAAGAAGAAGAAAUGA
Sorex araneus (European shrew) is the source of this 2405-nucleotide messenger RNA. RefSeq names its product histone deacetylase 8 (gene HDAC8). Lineage: Eukaryota; Metazoa; Chordata; Mammalia; Eulipotyphla; Soricidae. The transcript has 11 exons. The coding region runs from base 322 to 1455 and encodes 377 amino acids. The record is from RefSeq and is a predicted model, not a curated record. Gene Ontology annotation, molecular function: histone deacetylase activity.